AUGCAUCUUUUCCAUUAUCACCAAUUUAUCUUAAUUUUUGUGACUGUUAUCCAACACUGUAAUGGAUUCUGGUGGUCUCUUGGACUACCGUCAUUUCAAUUAUGGUCAUCAUCACAUCGAUCAAUCGAACAAAAACAAUUCUGUACAUCGUUAACAUUUCUAACCAUUGAACAACGUUUCUACUGCGAAAAUAAUUCGAAAAUCUUUUCGAUUAUCAUCCGAUCACUACGUUUGGCUAUCGACGAAUGUCAAUAUCAAUUCCGAAAUCAACGAUGGAAUUGUUCACUCUUCAACCAACCUGAAAUGUUCGGAAAAUUGAUCGCAAGAAAAACACCUGAAGUUGCUUUCAUCUAUGCACUUACGUCAGCGGCUGUCAUGCACAAUAUCGCUAAAGCUUGUGCGAAAGGCGAGCUCACCGAAUGCGGUUGUGAUAAAAGUCAAACAACAAGCCGAGCCGCACGCGCUAUGGUAAAAACACCUUCGAUCAAUGCGGCAGCCGAUGGAUUUGAAUGGGGCGGAUGUUCAGAUGAUUUAAAAUUCGGUCGUAAUGUUAGUUUGUCGUUUAUUGAUCGACAAGAGAUGUUUAUUAGUCGUCGUCGUAUUGUUCGAAUGAUUAAUUUACAUAAUAAUGAAGCGGGAAGACAGGCUGUCGAACGUAAUGUUCAAUUAACAUGUAAAUGCCAUGGUGUUAGUGGGUCAUGUACAUUACGUGUUUGCUGGCGUACAUUGCCUGAUUUUCGUCUUAUUGGUUCGGAUUUACGAACAAAAUAUGCAAGUGCAACACAAGUUCGACUCAAUCGCCGUUUAAAUCUGCUCAAACCGCGCAAAACUUCUCAGAAAGACUUCAAUACAACCGAUCUCAUCUAUAUUCACACGUCACCAUCUUUUUGUGAGAAGAAUUCUCGUCUUGGCUCGUUAGGCACUCAAGGACGUGAAUGCAAUUUAACCCGAAAUGAACCUGGAAGUUGUUCGGUUCUUUGCUGUGAUCGUGGAUAUGAAACCAUCGUGUCAACUAUCGAAGAAGAUUGUGACUGUCAGUUUCAUUGGUGUUGCGAAGUGCGUUGUAAACGCUGUGUAAAACGAAUCGAAAGACAUUUCUGUAAAUGA
Molecule: messenger RNA, 1107 nt
Organism: Adineta ricciae
Lineage: Eukaryota; Metazoa; Rotifera; Eurotatoria; Adinetida; Adinetidae
Source: the annotation of a GenBank genome assembly